Messenger RNA from Trachymyrmex septentrionalis, 3069 nucleotides. Its product is annotated as polycomb group protein Psc-like. The record is from RefSeq and is a predicted model, not a curated record. NCBI's taxonomy places the organism in Eukaryota, Metazoa, Arthropoda, Insecta, Hymenoptera, Formicidae. The coding region runs from base 1 to 2937 and encodes 978 amino acids. Gene Ontology annotation, cellular component: PRC1 complex. Gene Ontology annotation, biological process: negative regulation of transcription by RNA polymerase II. Gene Ontology annotation, molecular function: promoter-specific chromatin binding; metal ion binding. The transcript is spliced from 5 exons.
AUGAGACAAGAGCGAGACGAAGCGAGAAGAGCGGGUGGAUUGCCGAAAGGAACACAAGUCGCGAAAGAUUCGACGACUCGCGCUUGCAUACGUCACGUACGAAAAGGAGAAUCAACGCUGGGAGCAACGACUACGAGCGACGAGCUCUAUCGGACGCCUCGGUGCCGUGGCCGGGGCCGGGGCCGGGGCCGGGGCCGGGGCCGAGGCGCCGUUGCACGCCGACGGACGGAGCAGCGUUGCCACUUCCUCGCCGCGGCCGCGGUCGCGGCCACCGCCACCGCCGUUGCACCGUCGUUGCCACGUCCGCCGCCGUUACGUUCCACCGCUGGGAACGACGACGACGACGACGACGACGAUCACUUCUGCCACGCUGCUGCUGUUUCAGCACAGAUUAACAACAUGGAGGCAAAGGAGAGGGAAAAGCCGUUGGUCAAAGAUUUGAACGAACAUAUCGUGUGCCCCCUGUGCAGAGGAUAUCUCAUAGACGCUACGACUCUUGUGGAAUGUCUGCACUCCUUUUGCAGAGGUUGUAUCGUUCGACGUCUGAGUAGUGGCGCCCGCGCGUGCCCCGUGUGUAGCGUCGCGACGUCACCACCUCUCUUGCCGGAUACGCUGCUCCAACGGCUGGUGUACCUUGCGGUGCCUGGUCUCUUCCGGUCGGAGCUUGAACGUAGAUGCCAUUUCCGUCUGGUGAAUCCGCAAUGUCCGCCGUUGGCACCGCCCGUGGGUGCUCUCGAACUUACUCUGGAUGAUCUCGUCAGUCUGAGUUUGCAAGAGCUAGAGGACACGGAAGAUGAAAUGCCGAAGAAAGAACGCGGCUCGUCGAAGAAGGAUGUGUCGAUGGAGAACAAAAGUAGAAGCGGAAGCACGAGGUAUCUCAAGUGCCCAGCUGCCGUGACAGUACGUCAUCUGGUGAGACUGCUAGUGCUGAAAAGAGGUUGGGAAGAGGCUAACGCGACCGUCAACGGUGUCAUUAAUAGGAUAAAGAUUUUAUACCAGAAACAUGAGACGCAGCACCCCGACGAGUUAAAUAUGUAUCCGCUGGAUCCCUCUUGGACACUUCUAGAUCUUGCUUGCAUAUUUCAAUGGAAGAGGGAGGCGCCAAUGAAACUAUUCUACCGGGUGUUGGGAAAAGAAGGACAGGUUUUAAUCUCAAAAGUUCCCGUUUACAAAGACGACGUGACCAAGGAUGUUCCGCCGGCGAUGGAAAAUAUACAGCGACCACCGACCCCACCACCCAGUCCCAAGCCCAAUCGUGAGUACGAAGAGGAAGCUUGUAACGCGGAGCCACCUCGUGCUCUCGAAACAAAUGUCAAUGUUCGCGACAAAGAGAUAAAAACGAAAAAACCACGUUGUGAGGUGACUCCCGUUAUGCGUACCCCGGAUCCUCCGUCAACCAUUGAACUGUCGACAAGCAAUCGUCAUCGGUCGCUAGAGAAAACGAAGAACAAGGAUAUGGCAAGAUUGGAACAUCGAAAGAGGCACAAACGACACAAGCGAGUGAUCGCGGAGAUCACCACAGUGCCGCGCGAGGAUCUCUUGAAGCUUAAGGUCCGUCUGACGCCGCGUCCUCCGAGGAUUACUUCCGGGGCGACAGGCGGUGGAGGGAGUGGAAGCGGAGGUGGUGCAAAUAGUCAAACGAAGGAGAAACUGUUACAGAUGCGAGCAGUUAGACGCGACAAGCUCAAAGCGAUUGCAGUGCAGCAGCGAUCGCCGACGAGUCCAGUAGCUCGAGAGGAAACCAAAUCCAAAGAGUGCGUCGUAAUAGAGACGGAAGAAACGAUCGAGGAUAUCAUCGACAGCAUUCCUGACGAGGUCGUGCGUAUCGCGCAGAACAUAAACAAUCAAAACGAAGAAACUAAGUUCAAGGAGUGUUCCACGGCGAAAAAGAUUAAUAAGGAGGUGCCGGAACGAACGAAAACACCGGAGAGUAGUGACGAAUCGGAGAGUCCGAAGAAAGACGAGGAGAUUCUGCGGCGACUAGGUUUGAUAGCCGUUAAUGAAGCCAGCGGUGACAGAACGGCGAAGCAACGAACACAAAGUGGCAUCGACAAAGUGGACAACCUGAACCAUGACAAGCUAGAGAAGCAGUUGCGCGAAAACAAGGCAAACCGCGUGCGAAGCUUACUGGCGGAGAAGAAGAUGCGUGACGCCCUCAAGACUAUUAUCUCCAAGAAGGAGGAAUUAACACCGUCCGUCAUAAAGACACCAGCGUCCGUUCUUACUUCCGCCACCGCUGCUGUCACCGUCGCCACACCCGUGCCUACCGCGCCCGUGGCUGUGCCUGUCAUGCCGAAGAUGAAGGAACCACCACCGUUGACGCCUAUACGCGUCGCGAAAUCAUCCAGUUUUGCCGCGACCAGCGUGAUAGUGUCGAAUAUCACUUCCAAAUAUGAAACGCCAUUAGAUCUCAGCAGCGGCGGUACUACCGUCAACGACAACGACAACGACAACGACAACGUUCUCGAUUUGUCUGCUACGUUACCCGGCAGCAACCAUCUUCCAUCUUUCUCGUCCUCCUCCUCAUCUUCUCUCACCUCUUCCUCAUCUUCCUCUUUACCGCCGUUGUCGAAACUGUCAGCGCGAUCCACAACCGGUGGCACGGUCGUCCGUAAAUCCAAGGAGCUGGAACAGCAACGCGGCAAAGGACAGCAAGAAUCGAAUCUGAAGACUCUUUCGGAUGUCGCAGUGUCACGUAUGAGUAGUACCGAAAAGAAUUCGCCGGUAGAAUCUCUAACCUCCGCAAACGUAAACGCCGCCGCUAAUAAGGUUGCUUUGCGCAUACCACAGCCGCAUCAUCGCAUUUCCGGUUUUGGCAUGAAAAGUAAGCCUAACCUCGGUGUCCGCCACAUCCCAAACCCCCAAGUCGUGGUCUCCCAAUAUCGUAAUCAAAAGUUACUUCAACGCAAUUACUACAAUAUCGUCCAGAAGCCAUAAUAAACGCGUGUCUUUUAUCGCUAAUAUAACUUAUCCCUUAUUCCCUGCCCCUCUUUCUUUAUUAUUUCCUUAUAAUAUAAAAAUCACAUUUCAAUCGUUAAUUCUCCAUCCGCAUCUUGGACUUCAAAGGCA